Molecule: messenger RNA, 2203 nt
Organism: Nomascus leucogenys (northern white-cheeked gibbon)
Lineage: Eukaryota; Metazoa; Chordata; Mammalia; Primates; Hylobatidae
Gene: TPGS1
Product: tubulin polyglutamylase complex subunit 1
Biological process (GO): protein polyglutamylation
Molecular function (GO): microtubule binding
Source: RefSeq, a predicted model, not a curated record
UCUCAUUUGAAGAAGAACCUCUACUUUACUUUUUACAAAGGGCAUUUGGUCUGCCCGCCAGAGAUUCCUGUGGUCGGAGGAUGGUGGAAUGGCCCCCCGCAAACAGCUCUCAUUGCCCCCUGCCCGGGGCAACGCCCGAGGGACGGGGAUGGCACCCAGCAAGCUUUGCCGGGGACGGGAAAACGCGAGGGCUUAGUGGUUUCCUUGGUGAGAAGCUUAACCAGGAGUCCCCGAAAGCAGUGGGAGAAGUGAGGGAAGAUACAUAGAGAUUGCCUGGGGAAACACACGGAGAGGCGGCUUAUGGAGGAGACUGCUUGUGUUUUGAGGUGGCUGGGGGCUGCGGAGGGUUGGGAGGGCGGCUGGAAGCGAAGUCAGCCGAUGAAGGCCUGGAAAUGCCAGCCUGGGGGCACUGGGGAGCCAUGGGAGAGGUUAGAGCUCUGGAGGCUGCGGGGUCUGAAAGCUCCCUCUGGCGGUCAGGGGGUAACAGCCUGGGAUGCUCGCCCGGGUGGCCGCCAGUAGGGGCUCGGCGCGGCUGCAGCGGAGCUGGGGAGGGGGCUUCUCCCACGAGGUGAGCUACGCACUCAGACGUUGACUGAGUUAGGCGGAAGGCCAGGCUGAGCUCGACCCCCAGCACCAAGGCUCAGAGAUGAACAUGACAAAAGGGUCUGGAGGCCGGGCGCGGGGCUGGGUCCGGCAGUCCUGGGCAGGUCCAUCCCUGCGCAUGCUCCGUCAGGCUUCUCUGGUAACCAGGGAGACUGGCUGCUAGGAGACCAUGCUAAUGAAGGACUCGCUCGCUACCCAAAUGGCAAGCAAUCCGGCUUCGUGCCAGAAACGGAGCACUUCCGAGGCAGCCAUUUUGGAGUCUGGCAAAAUUCAGGACCGAGGCCAAAGCCAGGAGAGCCAAUCAAUAUACACAAAGAGGGAGGAGAAGAGAGAGUACCAAUAAGGACACAGGGAAAGUGAUAGCGUGCCAUUGUCAUUUCCCCAAGUCUCCCAGCGGGAUACCAGUGCCCUCUGCCCUUAAUCAAAAUGGCCGCCUUGGGGGGGCUCUAGCGCACAGUGGAACAUGGCGGUGCUUCCGGCCCCGCUGCCCUCAGCGAAGAUGGCGGCAGUGGAGAAGCGGCGGCAAGCGGUACCACCGCCGGCCGGUUUCACAGACAGCGGCCGCCAGUCGGUAUCCCGGGCGGCGGGGGCGGCCGAGAGCGAGGAGGACUUUCUGCGGCAGGUCGGCGUGACGGAAAUGCUACGCGCGGCCCUGCUGAAGGUGCUGGAGGCGCGGCCCGAGGAGCCGAUCGCCUUCCUGGCUCACUACUUCGAGAACAUGGGCCUGCGCUCGCCUGUAAACGGCGGCGCCGGGGAGCCUCCAAGCCAGCUCCUGCUGCAGCAGCAGCGCCUGGGCCGCGCGCUGUGGCACCUUCGCCUGGCCCACCACUCCCAGAGGGCCGCCUUCAACAACAACGUGAGCGUGGCCUACGAGUGCCUGAGCGCCGGCGGGCGCAGGAAGAGGCCGGGACUGGACGGGCGCACCUACAGCGAGCUGCUCAGGCGCAUCUGCCGGGACGGCCAAGCCCCCGAGGAGGUGGUGGCGCCGCUGCUGCGCAAGGUGCAGUGCCGUGACCACGAGGCGGUGCCGCUGAGCGUCUUCCGCGCGGGCACGCUCACCUGCUUCGUGCUGCUGGAGUUCGUGGCGCGCGCCGGCGCGCUCUUCCAGCUGCUGGAGGACCCGGCUGCCGCCGUGGCCGACCGCCGCGUGGGCCAGGCCGUGCUGGACACCCUGGAGGGCGCGCUGCAGGCCAGCGACGCCGCCGCGCCCGCGCGCUUCCUGGAGGCCGGCUCGCGCUUGGGGCCCGACAGCCUGGCGCUGGCGCUGGACCGCGCCGUCGGGGGGCGGCGGCCCAGCGCGCCCAUGACCCGCGAGGAGUUCCUGGAGAGGGCGGCCGCGCUGUUCAUCGCGAAGGUCAAGCCGGUGGGCUGAGCCCCGUGGGCCGCGCGGAUCCGGGAUCUGCACCGGGGGGUCCCCGCGUGCGGGGCGCGCGGAGCCUUCCCCUCCCCCCGGUGAGGGCCUGCAACGAGGCGCCCAGCCCUGCGGAGGAGGCCGGGGCUCCCAGGAAGCGGACGCCCCGUCCCCACACAGCGCCGCGGCCGCCCCCCCACCCCCGCGGGAGCCCCUGUCCCACGCUAAUAAAAUCUGUUGCGAGGCUGA